AUGCACUCUGAGCUCAAAAGAGGAAAUGAGCACCUGGAUCUUAAGUUCGUCGGUCCAAGUGCUUUUGGAUUGAUGAAGCAAAAAAGGGGUGGAAAGAUUGUUUUUGAAGGGAAAUUACCUUUAAUAAGAUUCGGAAUUUUUGCUGAAGAUAGUGAUCAAUCAGAUUCAGAAAAUCACUCUAAUCCUACAGAGAUUGAUGAUGUUGUGAUUUCAACUUCAGAGCCAGAGAUUGAAGAAGUUCGUGAUUCUCCUAUAACAAUAGUGGCAGAGGAACACAAUCGUCUACACAAUGUGGAAGUUGAAACACAGUUUGAAGAAGGCGAUGAGGAUCUUCAUGAAGAUGUUGAUUUUCUGAAAGAGAUAGAUUUCACUAGGAUCGGUGAUGAUCUCCCUUCAAGCAUUGAACACAAUCUUGACGAUGAUGAAUUUGGUCCAUUUCCAGGGUUUGACAGCAGGUACUUUAAAAAGGUCAAUGAAGUUGCUCAACCAGCAACCAAGACUGGGGAAGAAGUUAAUGCUCGCAAAAUUUUGCUCUCCUCUUCCAAGCCUAUGCAGGUCUGUUCAGGUCAAAGAGAUGUGAUUUCAGAGAUUCCUCCCUCUGAUUCAACUGUCUCUACUUCUGCUCCGCUUUUGAGGGUAUCAACACAGCAACAAACCUCCCAGUCUCCUUUGAAAGGAUGUCGAUCAGAUUCAAGACUAGGAGUGCCCUCUAUAAGCCAAGGACCACCAGUCUUAUCCACUUCUACCACCACUAAUGUCAUUACUACCACUACUACAAUCUCUAUUCCACCACUACAUUCAGAAGAACGCCCAAGCACAAUAUUUGAUGUAGGUGGUUCAUCCUCUAUUCCAUAG
Molecule: messenger RNA, 855 nt
Organism: Lactuca saligna
Lineage: Eukaryota; Viridiplantae; Streptophyta; Magnoliopsida; Asterales; Asteraceae
Source: the annotation of a GenBank genome assembly